AUGGGCAGUGCCAAAGCUUCUCGAGGUAUCAAAAUAUGUUGUGGUGUGGCUGCAAUUUUCAUAGUCAUCGUUGCCAUCGUCUUCCUUAUCUUGGCGCUCACUGUUUUCAAGCCGAAGAACCCAGAAAUCGUGGUUUACCCGCUGGGUCUCGAGGACAUCGGUCUGGGUUUAAGAGGGAUUUUGAACGCGAGCGCGAUAAACGCGACGGUGUCGAUGGUUAUCGCCGUUAACAACCGUAAUUACGGGAGCUUCAAGUUCAAGAACACGACGGGUUUUAUAAACUACCGUGGCGAUAUCGUCGCCACGGUUCCGAUCCAACAAUCGCUGGUUCCCGCCCGUGGGAAGCUCAACAUCAGCACCGUUGCCGAUUUCAUGGUGGACCGUUUGGUUUCGAACGCUACGUUUUGGUCGGAUGUUUUGGCGGGCUCCGUCAACUUCUCGUCGGAUGCGACGGUGCAUGGGAAGGUGACGAUGUUUAACGCUUUGAAGAUUCAUGCAUCGGUUCCAAGUAAAUGUGAUAUCUCGAUUUUUAUCCGUUCUCGAACUGUUCAGUCGAUCUGUAAGACCAAAAUUAAGUUGUAA
Molecule: messenger RNA, 582 nt
Organism: Hibiscus syriacus
Lineage: Eukaryota; Viridiplantae; Streptophyta; Magnoliopsida; Malvales; Malvaceae
Exons: 1
Coding region: 1-582 (193 amino acids)
Cellular component (GO): plasma membrane
Source: RefSeq, a predicted model, not a curated record